CGAGUACAGUUGCAGCCACUGCCGCCUUCGUCGUCGUCGUCGCCGCUGUCAUUAUCAUCGCCACCGUCGCCACCAUCGCCGCCGCCGCCGCCACCGCCACCGCCGUCACCGCCACCGCUACCGCCACCGCCGCUACCGCUACCGCUACCGCCACCGCCGCCGCCGCCGCCGCCACCGCCACUGUCACUGCCACUGCUGCCGCCACCGCCGCCGCCACCAUCAACACCAUCACUACCAUCAACACCAUUAUUAUCACCGCCACCGUCACUACCAUCACCACCAUUACCAUCAUCACCAUCAUCACCAUCAUCACCAUCAUCACCACCAUCAUCACCAUCAUCGCCAUCAUCGCCACUGCCAUUUUCACCGCCACCGCACUAUCAUCAUCAUUGCUACCAUCUCCUCCAUCGCUAA
Molecule: messenger RNA, 414 nt
Organism: Cataglyphis hispanica
Lineage: Eukaryota; Metazoa; Arthropoda; Insecta; Hymenoptera; Formicidae
Exons: 1
Source: RefSeq, a predicted model, not a curated record